This is a messenger RNA of Erinaceus europaeus (western European hedgehog), 976 nucleotides long. RefSeq names its product YOD1 deubiquitinase (gene YOD1). The record is from RefSeq and is a predicted model, not a curated record. Gene Ontology annotation, molecular function: cysteine-type deubiquitinase activity. The coding region runs from base 14 to 967 and encodes 317 amino acids. Gene Ontology annotation, cellular component: nucleus; cytosol. The transcript is spliced from 2 exons. NCBI's taxonomy places the organism in Eukaryota, Metazoa, Chordata, Mammalia, Eulipotyphla, Erinaceidae. Gene Ontology annotation, biological process: protein deubiquitination; endoplasmic reticulum unfolded protein response.
CGCGGCUCUCGCGAUGUUUGGCGCGGCCAAGGGCGGCCACCUCGGGGGCGGCGGGCGGCGGGCGGCGAGCGGGGCGGGCGGCAUGUGGCGGCUGCGGUGCAAGGCCAAGGACGGCACCCACGUCCUGCAGGGCCUGUCGGGCGGCACGCGGCUGCGGGAGCUGCAGGGCCAGAUCGCCGCCGUCACCGGCAUCGCCCCGGCCGCGCAGCGCAUCCUCGCCGGCUACCCGCCCGAGAGCCUGGACCUGAGCGACGGCGACACCGCGCUGGCCGAGCUGCCGCUGCAGUCGGGCGACAUGCUGAUCGUGGAGGAGGAGCCGGCCCGGCCCGCGCCCCCCGCGCCCCCCGCGCCGCCCGCGCUCCGCAGGACGGCCGUCCCGGCCGACAACUCGUGCCUGUUCACCAGCGUGCACUACGUGGUGGAGGGCGGCGUGCUGGAGCCGGCCUGCGCGCCCGACAUGCGGCGCCUCAUCGCGCGCAUCGUGGCCGGCGACCCCGAGCGCUACAGCGAGGCCGUGCUGGGCAGGAGCAACCGCGACUACUGCGACUGGAUCCGCAGGGACGACACGUGGGGCGGCGCCAUCGAGAUCUCCAUCCUGUCCAAGUUCUACCAGUGCGAGAUCUGCGUGGUGGACACGCAGACGGUGCGCAUCGACCGCUUCGGCGAGGACGCGGGCUACCCGCGGCGCGUGCUGCUGCUCUACGACGGCGUCCACUACGACCCGCUGCAGCGCGACCCGCCCGACCCCGACCCCGACGCGCCCCCGCUCACCAUCUUCCCGUCCAGCGACGACGUGGUCCUGGUGCAGGCGCUGGAGCUGGCCGAGGCGGCCCGCAGCCGGAGGCAGUUCACCGACGUGAACCGCUUGGCGCUGCGCUGCAUGGUGUGCCAGAAGGGGCUGACCGGGCAGGCGGAGGCCGGGGAGCACGCCCGGGAAACGGGACACGCCAACUUCGGGGAGGUGUGAGCCGGCCUG